Melampsora larici-populina 98AG31 is the source of this 2044-nucleotide messenger RNA. RefSeq lists its product as uncharacterized. Gene Ontology annotation, cellular component: nucleus; cytoplasm. The coding region runs from base 210 to 1694 and encodes 494 amino acids. Gene Ontology annotation, molecular function: phosphatase activity. NCBI's taxonomy places the organism in Eukaryota, Fungi, Basidiomycota, Pucciniomycetes, Pucciniales, Melampsoraceae. The transcript is spliced from 11 exons. The record is from RefSeq and is a predicted model, not a curated record. Gene Ontology annotation, biological process: DNA damage response.
AGUUAUUCUUCAUGAUCGAUUGAUGAUUUGAACUUCAAUAAAUCACUUCCAUUGAUUUGUGAAACUCAACCUUUGUCUCAGAAUUGAUAAACAUCAAUUCAUCUGCGAUAGAGAUCAGUUUUCCAAUCAAACCCAUUCGAAGCUCGACGUCUUUUCCUCGAGUAGCAUAUCGUUUAGAAUUCCAUCUAUCUUAUCAUUAAAUACUUAUCAUGACCGAUGCUCCUGUCUCCGGUGCUCCCAAACGAACCAUCCUUAACCUCGGUGCUCUACCACCUAAACAGGUUGGGUUUGGUCAGAAUCUUUAUCCUCGUACCCCAUCCCGCGUCGACCCCAACAACCCUCCAUGGCCUGCAUACCGGGGAUAUCACGAAUACUCGUUCGCGCACGCAACCAUGGGAAAGCGACUUCCUACCAUCUUGGGCAAGGCAAUCGACGACACAAUCAAAACCUUGAAUGAAGAGAGCGAAGAGGAACGCAUUGUGGAUUUGGUCCGCUGCAUCGAACGUAUGGAGGACUUGAUGGAUGAUCUUCAUCAAAAUUCCAAGCUUCGUCCAAUUGUUGACGACGGAGAAGGUGAUAUCCCUCUCUGGAACAAAGAAAUUGCUCGUUACUUUCGUGGAAAGGAUUUCAUGAAUGCCCCGUGGCUUUUUGCUGAGGCGUAUAAAUAUCGCCGAUUACACGAGUGCUUCAGUGUGUCCAAAUAUUGGAGCGCCUAUGACGUGUUUUUCCGUCAAAAGUCCGAUACGUUCUCGCGUUCUGGCGAUGCUGUUUUCGAGCUCUCUACCAGAUUCGCAGACCCUCCCAAGAUGAUUGAAGAAGAAGGCCCAGCCAAACAAGAUCAGCUCAAAUUGCUUUUCGCCGAGUUGACUCAAGUUUGCUUAUGGGGCAAUGCAACCGACCUUUCCCUUUUGAUCAAUAUGACGGAAGAAGACAUCAAGAAUUUACAAUCCACUGGAGGAGCUCACCUAGCAGACACCGAAAAAAAUAUUUUGGGCAAUGAUUUGAGCAAAUUGUGGGAGCAUGUCUCGACCUUGAAGGGCGGUCGGGUGGACUUUGUUCUCGACAAUGCUGGCUUUGAGCUGUACUGCGACUGUGUCUAUGCCGAUUUCUUGAUACAAUCUGGCUUAGUCAACCAAGUUCGAUUCCACGGAAAACGAUUUGCGUGGUUUGUUUCGGAUGUCACUCGUAAAGACUGGAACUGGUUAUUGAACUCCAUGGUCUACGGACACCUGUUCACCGACAAGACCGAGGACGAGCUUGCCAGUCUCAAGCGAUUGGGAGAAAGAUGGAAACAAUACGAAAAAGAAGGAAAAUGGAUUUAUGAACAACAUCCUUUUUGGUGCACUGGUUACACCUUCUGGGACCUUAAGAACGAGGCGCCAGAUCUCUUCUUACAUCUCUCUGAUUCAGACUUGGUUCUUUUCAAAGGUGAUCUUAAUCAUCGCAAGUUGACGUACGAUUGUCAUGCACCUCCAAACACCCCGUUUGACGUGGCGAUUGGGCCAUUGGCUUCGGAAGCUGGGGCCCCACCCGUGGCUUCUUUGAGAACCAUCAAGUCAGAUGUUGUAGUUGGUAUCACUGACGAAGACGCGACACGCCUUGACAAAGAAGAACCGGGGUGGAAAAUCAGCGGGAAAUAUGCUGUGGUUCUUCUCUCUAAAGGACAGCCCGGCCAACCGGUUCAGUUCACUUAAAUAGGUGAUGCGUCUUAAACGUGCCAUAUAUGACUCCCAUGUAUUAUCUUUAUCUCCGUUGUUUCUCAGAUGUACCAGGCUUGUGAUGUUCUUAAUCAACCACGUCUCGACAACUGUAAGAAACAUUAUGUUUUAGACAGCAAGCAUUUCUUUUUCUCAUUUUCGUGGAUGUCUGAAGUAACUGUUCAACCACUCAGUCCUUUCAAUUGAGCUGUCGUGUACUUGAGAUAUUUCUGCUAAGUUUUUUCUGAUGGUUAGCCUUUGAGCAUGUAAAGCAUUGGUUGUGUGAUGGUAGCUUAUCUGUUUGGAGAUGAGGGGUUGCAGUUAACAAAUGAUUUAGCUUGUUCAAG